GCACAAUCGCAGUAUUCGUUGACUCGUGGGCGGAAACACACACAAUGAGUUUCUCCGGCAAAGUGGUGAUAGUGACUGGCUCGAGCUCCGGUAUCGGCGCCGCUACGGCCGUCGCCUUCGGCAGGGAGGGCGCCUCCGUGGUCCUCGUCGGCAGAAACGAUACCAAACUGAAGAAAGUCGCCGAAACAGUGAAGACACAUUUGAUCGUCAAAGCGGACGUAUCCAAAGGAGACGAUGCCAAACUGAUCAUCUCUAAGACCCUGGAGACAUUCGGCAAAAUCGACGUCCUAGUCAACAACGCCGGGAUUGCCAGAUUAGGCGGUCUGUUAGCAGGCGACCUGAUGGACUCGUACGACGAGGUGAUGAAUACGAAUCUGCGAGCGGUGUUCCACCUGACGUGCUUAGCGACCCCUCAUUUGGUCAAGACGAAGGGGAACGUUGUGAACAUAUCUUCAGUGGCGGGGUCCUCAACGCCUCCGCCUUCGUUGGUGACGUACGCCGUGUCGAAGGCAGCUUUGGACCAGUUCACCAGGGGAGCGGCGUCGGAGCUGGCGCCGGCUGGCGUCCGGGUCAACGUCGUCAGCCCGGGCCCGGUGGUGACGGACAUCAUCGAGAAUAGCGGCAUGACGACGAGCUCGUAUGACGAAUGGGGCACCAGGACCGCGCUGGGCCGCUCGUCCGAUCCGGCUGAAAUGGCGGACCUCGUGCUGUACUUAGCCAGUGAUAAAGCUAAAUGCAUCACCGGUGCUAAUGUUGUAGCAGAUAACGGCUAUUUGGUGAAGUCACAAUAGAGUUGUGAAAUUAAGAA
Molecule: messenger RNA, 808 nt
Organism: Ostrinia nubilalis (European corn borer)
Lineage: Eukaryota; Metazoa; Arthropoda; Insecta; Lepidoptera; Crambidae
Product: 3-oxoacyl-[acyl-carrier-protein] reductase FabG-like
Exons: 1
Coding region: 45-791 (248 amino acids)
Molecular function (GO): oxidoreductase activity
Source: RefSeq, a predicted model, not a curated record